Messenger RNA from Microdochium trichocladiopsis, 3018 nucleotides. RefSeq lists its product as uncharacterized. Gene Ontology annotation, molecular function: phosphatidylinositol binding; ubiquitin binding. The record is from RefSeq and is a predicted model, not a curated record. The transcript is spliced from 5 exons. NCBI's taxonomy places the organism in Eukaryota, Fungi, Ascomycota, Sordariomycetes, Xylariales, Microdochiaceae. Gene Ontology annotation, cellular component: ESCRT-0 complex. Gene Ontology annotation, biological process: protein transport to vacuole involved in ubiquitin-dependent protein catabolic process via the multivesicular body sorting pathway. The coding region runs from base 386 to 2563 and encodes 725 amino acids.
CACACCUCCAGACAGCAACCUCCACCACUGCCUGCCUCACCUCCGCAGGCUUCUGCUCCGACAACCUGUUCCUGCUCGUCCCAAGUUCGGCGCAACAAAGAUCACGGCAUCUCCUUGGAGGUCGAAACAAAGACGACGCAUAUUUCACCCCAACCUGUCACUGCACCCGACACGGCAACGUUCCCAGACCUGUCUGUCGACCUUGUGCUCAUCAGCCGAGGGGUUCGAAGCUUCGCGAAGAGCUCUUGACCACCGCGCACUUCAAGAGCGCGACACCUGCCGCUAGAGCCUGCGCUCUUGCAUUUUGUUUGCGCGGCCGCCAGGAAAACAAGGCUAUCAACCAAUCUGCCGUGUUCGCGGUCGUCCCGACGUCUGUCUGCCCACAAUGUUUCGCCCUGCGGCAACGUCUGCGUAUGACGAUGUCAUCGCCAAGGCCACAAACGAGAACCUCACUUCCGAGGACUGGGGUGCCAUCAUCGAGGUGUGCGACAAAGUGACGAGCGAUCCCAACGGACCCAAAGAGGCAAUCUCGAGCAUAAUCAAGCGCUUGGCGCAUCGUAACGCCAAUGUACAACUCUACACACUGGAGCUUGCUAAUGCGCUGUCGCAAAACUGCGGCAAGCCCAUCCAUCGCGAGCUGGCCAGCCGCGCCUUCACCGACUCGCUCCUGAAACUUGCCAACGACCGCAACUCUCACCAACAGGUCAAGUCAAAGAUCCUUGAGCGCAUGAAGGAGUGGUCUGAUAUGUUCAGCCAAGACGCAGACCUCGGGAUCAUGUACGAUGCAUACUUCCGCCUCAAGCAGUCGAACCCUACACUACACCCGCCGUCGGCGCCUCAGAAAACUGGCCUUACCGACCUGGAUCGGCAAAAGGAGGAGGACGAGUUGCAGAUGGCGCUGAAGCUGUCCUUGCAGGAAGAGGAGCGUAAGAAGUCUGUGUCGAAUGCUGCGGGGCCAAGCUCCUCCAGUGCUGGCCCUUCUACAGCUGCUGAGCCAGUAGCGGCUCAUCCUACCGGCACUACGGCUGCAACGGUGUCGCGUGUGCGCGCGCUGUACGACUUUGUGCCUACAGAACCAGGCGAGCUCGAGUUCAAGCGGGGCGACGUGAUUGCGGUUCUCGAGUCCGUAUACAAGGACUGGUGGCGUGGCUCGCUCAAGGGCAAGACGGGCAUUUUUCCAUUGAAUUACGUCGAGAAGCUUACAGAUCCUACACCCGACGAACUCCAGCGCGAGGCACAGAUGGAAGCUGAGGUGUUUGCGGAGAUCAAGAACGUGGAGAAACUCUUGACUCUGCUCAGCACAUCCAAUACAGCACCACGAGAAGAGGACGAUGGGGAGAUCUCGAAACUCUAUCACCAGACUUUGUCCAUUCGGCCAAAGCUGAUCAAGCUUAUCGAAAAGUACUCGCAGAAGAAGGACGAUUUCACCCAGCUCAACGAGAAGUUCAUCAAGGCCCGGCGAGACUACGAAUCACUUCUUGAGCAGUCAAUGUCGCACCCUCCCCAGCACAGCUACCACCAUGGCUAUGCGCCACAGCCACACAUGCCACAAGGUGUUCCGCCGGGCAUGCCCCAGGGGAUACCCCAAGGCUACCAUAUUCCAGGUGCUCCUGCUGGGCCAGGAGGUCCUGGGCCCGGAUAUGUACCUCAGGGGCCACUACCUGGGCAACAGGAGCCACAGAGAUACUACACGCCAGGACCCCAAGGCCCUCCUCAAGAACAGUAUCAGGCUACGUCACCACCUCCUAACAACUUUCAACGUCAAACACCCGCUCCUGCGCCUUUCUAUCUCCACGGCGCAGAAGUGCCGCCUCCAGGCGCCUCGGCACCUCCACAGCAACAGCAUCAACAGCAGUACCCUCACCGAGAACAACAACCAUCAAGAAUGGCAAACACCGCCAACGCCCCCGCCCCGAUCCAGACAGCAAUGUCGCCGCCGCCUCAGCAAAGCUACCACGCUUAUGCACCUCCCCAAGCUGGACAACGACCUCAGAGCCAGUACGGUGGCAACCCACAGGAGCUAGCUACUUCUGUGUACGAUUCCCCAGUGGCUGCACACCACCCUGGCAGUCCUCAAGACGAAUACCCAACCUACUCCCAGGACGAGACUCAUCUCCCAAGCCCCGGAGGACCGAACAAACAAGCGCCCUCCUAUGGCCCGCCUCAGCCUCCGCAAGGGGCAUCAGCUCCGUCUGGAUACGUACCUCAACAGCCGUCGGCGCCACCAACGCAACCCCAGUACGCUGCCUUCAACCCUAAUGCACAGCAAGGUCCCUAUGACAACGCACCCAGUCACCCACCGCCUCAGCCCACCGGUCCUGCGCCACCGAUUCCUCAGGCUGUGAUGAGUCCCCCACCGCUUCAACCCAGCGGACCUGCCUUUGACGCUCGACAGAGUCUGCCAAGUCAAGCCGCUGGUAGGCCGUCUCAGCCAAGCCAGCCAAGUUACAGAGCCUAUGUGCCUGGCGGAGGUGCUCCUUCUGCAGCAGGUGUCGGCCCACCGGGCGGACUUGGAGAGCCCAGUGCGCCACAAGACUUUUACCGGCAGAGCGCGGCGUACUGAGGAGGGAAUAGUGUGAUGGGUUGAUCAAGGCGACGAACGGAUGCCGGAAUUGGCAGGCUAGGUGGUGGAUGCUGAAGGUGUUUCCAUGGUUGAGGCAACUUCGCGUGUACUUGAGACGACGGUUCUUGCUGUCGUGGGUGGAAGCCUUUGAAUCCUUUGCGCCAAGAUCAGGGUGGUCAAUGACUAGCAACGACAGUUCACAUGUUGGCCGUGCUAAAUGUUCUGUAUAGCGAGCAUUCAAAGCCAAGAUUCUUUUUCUGUUCCCCGAAUUUUACCCACAAGGGCCGAGUGCGGUGCAAGGGCAAUGCAUACAUAUACCUUUUCUUUCCCGAAACCGUGCCCACGUACUUCAUUCUUGACAUGUGGCCCCCUCUUCAUGCAUUGUGUUGUGAACGGACUUUGGCUCAGGAUUAGCCAAGUCUCUACUCUGGUGGAAUGAGCUGGCUGAACAGGUG